AUGACCUUUCCCUCAUCUCCCUCUUGCUUGGCCUCUCCUCAGUCUCCGUCCAAUGAGAUGAACUCACAGAACCUCACCUGGGCCAGGGUUGCUCCUGGUGAAUUCAUUCUCUUGGGCAUCACAGAUCGCUGGGACCUACGUGUGACCCUCUUCCUGGUCUUCUUGCCUGUCUACCUGGUGAGCCUGCUGGGGAACGUGGGCAUGGUGCUGCUGAUCCGUGUGGAUACCCGGCUGCACUCGCCUAUGUACUUCUUCCUGGCCAGCCUCUCCCUGCUGGAUGCCUGCUAUUCCUCAGCCAUAGGCCCCAAGAUGCUUGUGGACCUGCUGCUGCCCCAUGCCACCAUCUCUUAUGCAGCCUGUGCCCUCCAGAUGUUUGUCUUUGCAGGGCUGGCUGAUGCUGAGUGUUGCCUGUUGGCAGCCAUGGCCUACGACCGCUAUGUGGCCAUUGGAAACCCUCUUCUCUACACAACAGCUAUGUCACGACGUCUAUGCCUGGCCUUGUUGGGGGCAUCAGGCCUGUGUGGCGCAGUGAGUGCCUUUGUCCACACGACCUUCACCUUCCGCCUGAGCUUCUGCCAUUCCCAGGAGAUCAACAGCUUCUUCUGUGAUAUCCCUCCACUGCUGGCCAUCUCAUGCGAUGACACCAGUCUCAAUGAACUUCUCCUCUUUGCCGUCUGUGGCUUCAUCCAGACAGCCACGGUGUUGGCUAUUGCCGUGUCUUAUGGUUUCAUUGCAGGGGCCGUGAUUUGCAUGCGCUCGGCAGAGGGCCGUCGGCGAGCAGCCUCUACCUGUGGCUCCCACCUCACAGCUGUGGCCAUGCUAUAUGGCACGCUUAUUUUCAUGUACCUGCGUCCCAGCUCCAGCUAUGCCCUGGACACCGACAAGAUGGCAUCUGUGUUCUAUACCCUUGUCAUUCCCGCUCUCAACCCGCUCAUCUACAGCCUCCGCAAUAAGGAGGUCAAGGAGGCCCUCAGGCGGACCUGGAGUCGAUUCUGCUGUCCAGAACAGGGCCACCAGUGA
Messenger RNA from Tupaia belangeri chinensis (Chinese tree shrew), 1020 nucleotides. It is a transcript of the gene OR5C1, whose product is annotated as olfactory receptor family 5 subfamily C member 1. The coding region runs from base 1 to 1020 and encodes 339 amino acids. NCBI's taxonomy places the organism in Eukaryota, Metazoa, Chordata, Mammalia, Scandentia, Tupaiidae. The transcript has a single exon. The record is from RefSeq and is a predicted model, not a curated record. Gene Ontology annotation, biological process: G protein-coupled receptor signaling pathway. Gene Ontology annotation, cellular component: membrane. Gene Ontology annotation, molecular function: G protein-coupled receptor activity; olfactory receptor activity.